Lolium rigidum is the source of this 1724-nucleotide messenger RNA. Its product is annotated as exocyst complex component EXO70B2-like. The record is from RefSeq and is a predicted model, not a curated record. Gene Ontology annotation, biological process: exocytosis. The transcript has a single exon. Gene Ontology annotation, molecular function: phosphatidylinositol-4,5-bisphosphate binding. Lineage: Eukaryota; Viridiplantae; Streptophyta; Magnoliopsida; Poales; Poaceae. Gene Ontology annotation, cellular component: exocyst. Bases 1 to 1563 code for a protein of 520 amino acids.
AUGGCGGGCCUCACGGCGGAGACCACCAGGCUAGCAUCCAUCCAUCUUGCUUCCGUGCCGGAGGAGACCAGCAGCUGCUUCGCGGAGCUCGAGCACCAAUCUUACCGCGACUCGAUCCGGAGCGUCGCCUGGCCCGAAUGUCUGAUCAGCUGGGGCUGGGGUCUCUCUUCCCAGUAUCGUCAGAGCGGGUCCAGCUACUCCAGCAUCUCUGGUACCUCGAGCUCUUACAUGUCCAACAUCUCCGGUUACUCCCCUGGCUCGCCUUCUGCCGGUGCAGCGGACUUGGGCGUCGAAGAGCUCACCGAGAUUGCUCACAAGAUGGUCAGCGACGGCUACACCCAGCGCAUGGUCCAAGCUUUCGUAUCCAAUGGCGAACAGGACGGCUCCCUGAAGACCUGGUUCGCCGAGCUCGACAUCGACUGGGUUUUCCAAUUGAGCGACAAGUCUCGCGACGACUGCGGCCACCAGGUCGGAGACAAGUCUGCUUCGCCUUCCCGCCUUCAAGAAUUGGUCGAGAGGUGGAGCCGAGCUCUCAUCAUAAUUGUGGCCAGUGUCAAAGAGCUGGUCGCCGCCGUCCACGAGACGCCGACGGUCGGACAGUUUGGCAAAGCGAGCAUCUCAGCAAUGCUCGUCUUUGUCGACGCCAUCGUCCAUACCGACGACGCGGAGAAGCUGUUGGCCAUGCUGCACGUAUAUAUCUGCAUCUCCAAUGCAUCACACAACAUAUCGACCAUGCAGGUGACCUCGUCAGAUGCCCAGAUGAUUUUCAAUGAGAUAGGCGCCUUGUUGGAGAGAAAAGGAAACAAGUUAGUUGGAUCCUUGUCCAAGGUGAUGAGCGACGUUAAGUAUACGCUCAUGAAGGACAAAGGCCGCUGGACUAUUGAUACGAGAGACUCGUGGGCGAUCACAGCUGGUGGAGGCGAGGUUCACAACAAGACCCGGUUGAUGAUGGAUUACAUAGUUUUGAUGAGGAAAUCACAUGCUUCAGCGAGGAACUCGGGACAGAUUCACGACGCUGCAAAGAUUCGUGACCUGUUACGUGAAACGAUCGAUUAUCUGAACGAUCUGCUUGUGAGGAAAUCGAAGAUGUGCACGGAUCCAAGCCUCGGGUACAUGUUCCUGCUCAACAAUUCCUACUAUGUAGCGCAGGUGUGUAAGGCAUUGAUAUCUUUAAAUGUCUAUUUGCCGUGUGCACAUCAUCAUGGGCUUAAACUUAGACCUGAAUGUGAGAAAUACAUGGACAGUUAUAUCGAGAUUUCUUGGGGACAAGUCAUGUCCUGCUUAUCUGAAUCUAAUUUUCCUAGACUGCUCCGUCGUCGGAUCAACAACUCUUCGUUGGCUAAAUUCCAGUCCGCGUUUCAUAAAACAUGCAUGACUCAGAGGUUCUGGAAGGUUCCAGACCCUCAGCUCCGACACUUACUGCGGAAAACUAUCGCCAAGAGAGUCAUUCCAGGUUACCGCGACUACCUGAAGGAGCACCCGGAACUCGAGAAACAGGUUAGCGGUGGAAGAAACUGUCCAGAGGCUUUGGAGGAGAUGUUGGGACAGCUAUUCGAAGGCUGAAAACCGCUUGAGGAGGACAUAGUAAUGCUUCGUUGCUGUAUUUGUUUGUUUUCCUUUUGAACUGAAACUUGUAUUCUAAAUUUCGUCAGGUACUAUAUCAGAUGGCUACGUGUAUGUUUUGAUUUGAUUUCCAUUUUCAUGGCAAAUACUUCCGCAUUAUG